Pseudonaja textilis is the source of this 483-nucleotide messenger RNA. The record is from RefSeq and is a predicted model, not a curated record. NCBI's taxonomy places the organism in Eukaryota, Metazoa, Chordata, Lepidosauria, Squamata, Elapidae.
AUGGGAAUCUGCAUUUCUGGCAGAAGAUACCUGCUGCUAAGAUUGCUGACCUGCAAUAAAAACCUGGUAAAAUUAUCAAGGAUGAGCUUCUGUGCCAAAUCAAUGCUUCCAUCUCAGUGGCUGUUCCUGGCAUAUGUGUUAAUGGUGUGCUGUAAAUUGUUGUCCGCAACUAGCCAUCCUCCUCGGGGACCGGCAGGCCUCAACCAAGUUAAGCAAGGGACCUGCGAGGUGGUUGCAGUGCAUCGGUGUUGCAACAAGAACAGGAUUGAAGAGCGGUCACAGACAGUCAAGUGUUCUUGCUUCCCAGGUCAGGUUGCAGGCACAACACACGCGCGGCCAUCUUGUGUCGAAGCUGCCAUUGUUAUCCAGAAGUGGUGGUGUCAUAUGAACCCUUGUCUGGAAGGAGAAGAAUGUAAAGUGCUUCCAGAUUACACAGGUUGGUCAUGCAGCAGUGGAAACAAAAUUAAAACAACCAAGAGAUGA